Messenger RNA from Panicum virgatum (switchgrass), 1622 nucleotides. RefSeq names its product LOB domain-containing protein 18-like. Gene Ontology annotation, cellular component: nucleus. Lineage: Eukaryota; Viridiplantae; Streptophyta; Magnoliopsida; Poales; Poaceae. The record is from RefSeq and is a predicted model, not a curated record. The coding region runs from base 201 to 1037 and encodes 278 amino acids. Gene Ontology annotation, biological process: hormone-mediated signaling pathway; positive regulation of DNA-templated transcription. The transcript has 2 exons.
AGACAUCACUUAGCUUGUGCACUUGACAUCUUUGCCCUCCGGCCGCCUCCCCUUGUAUACCUGCAGGCCAUUUCCCACCCCUCCACCACUACUUCGUCUUCGACCCUGAUCGAUCUCUCCAAUCCUGGCUUGUUUUAACAAGACUGAGAGCUGCCUGGUUGAUCAGGAGCGUAGCUAGCUCCGGGCCCAGGCCAGGCGCCAUGAGCUCGUCGUCGGUGGCUGUGGCGAGCGCGGGAGGAAGCGGCGCUGGUGGAGCCGGCGGCAGCAGCGGCGCAGGGGCAGGAGCAGGAGUCGUCGGUGGUGGCAGCGGCGGAGGCGAAGGGCCAUGCGGGGCUUGCAAGUUCCUGCGGCGCAAGUGCGUGAGCGGGUGCAUCUUCGCGCCCUACUUCGACUCGGAGCAGGGCGCGGCGAACUUCGCGUCGGUGCACAAGGUGUUCGGCGCCAGCAACGUCUCCAAGCUGCUGCUUCAGAUCCCGCCCCACAAGCGCCUGGACGCCGUCGUCACCGUCUGCUACGAGGCCCAGGCGCGCCUCCGCGACCCCAUCUACGGCUGCGUCUCCCACAUCUUCGCCCUCCAGCAACAGGUGGUGAACCUCCAGGCCGAGCUCACCUACCUGCAAGGCCACCUGGCCACGACGGAGGUACCAACACCACCACCAUUCGCCGGGCAGCCCCAGAUGCCAAUGACCGCCGCCUUCUCUUCCGUCUCCAACCUGCCAUCGUCAUCCAACGUCCCAGCGUCCGUCGACCUCUCAACCCUCUUCGACUCGCAGACGCAGUCCCAGCAGUGGGCCUUCCAGUUCCAGCAGCAACAAAUCCUGCAGCAGCAGCACCACCACCACCAGCAGCAGCAGCAGCUGCUGCUGCUUCAACAACAGCAGUACCUCCAGAUGGGGGAAGGCUCUAGCAGGGGCGCCAGUGGUAGCGGCACCGUGGAUAGCGGUGACCUGCAAGCUCUGGCAAUGGAGCUCCUGGACCGGCGUCAGAGGGUGGCUGUGGGCUCGCCGCCCAAGCCGGCGACACCAGCCACACAGUGAUGGAGCACCAUCCUCUUGCUAGGUGGUCUGAUUUGAUCAGGAAAGAAUCAUUCAUUCAUGCAUUAUAUUGCUGGAGUCGAGAGCAGAAUCGGAGAGUGAAUAAUUAAAACUGCUCAAUUUUUUUUGUGUUUCGUAAGUAGAGGAAUAGAAUGAGGCUGUGAUCAACGAGGAGGACGAAGACGAUGACGAUGUGGGGGAGAUGGUAGGUAACAGGCAUCGCCCGGUUUUCGCGUACCAGCUUUGUUCUUGGCCGGGGGUGCAAGGGUGCCCACUUGCCCCUUUCUAUAUUGCCUGGGAGUCUGCUCCAAAGGAGGAAUGAAGCCUGGGGGAUAGCCUAACAAAUGUUAGCUUCUGUCACUGUUCAAUUGAAACAGCUCUAGUUAGAAUUAAGCCUGAUCGAUCUAAUUGUUGCCGUAUACCUAGCUAGCUCUAGAUUCUACCAUCUGCUCGUAGAUUGUUUUAUUUCUUAUAAAAAUUAAAGAUAUACCAAAAAUAGGCUUAAUUGUAUUCCUAGUUUUCUGGUAUUUAUAUUGUAAGAAUGAAUUUUCUAUUUAAUGAUAAUUCUAGAUUAUCUGUCAAAGCAAA